GGACGGACUUGGAUCCAGGCUCCUAAAGGCAUCUGGUCCAGCCUGAGCAUCGUUCUCUUCGGGUGCCUCUGAUGGAGAUGUGAUUGUGGUCCUGCGGCUUCUUUAAACUCGUGCCCCAGCCCGGCCUGCCUGGACUGGCCAUGACCUGUGACCGAAGGGUGGCCUCGUCUUUCCGUUACGGAGUGACCAUCACCGGGGCGGUGGUCCUGGUCACCGGGACACUCUGCUUCGCCUGGUGGAGCGAUGGGGACAUGGGGCCCUCUCUGAGCCCCAGGACGAAAGCUUCUCUGCCAGGGAAGGCAGCCCCCCCAGCUGGCACCCCAGCACCCAUGGCUGCACCCCCCAGUGCCCUGCUGAGGUCGGUCAGCUUCUUCUGCUGCGGCGUCGGGGGGAUGCUCCUUCUCUGGGGCCUGCUCUGGUCAGCCAAGACCAAUGUCCGGGCGGUCCCUCGAUACUACCACCGCCGUCUCCCCAGGGACCUGGGCUACUUCACGGCCGAGCCCGCCCAGAAGUGGAGCUACAGAGAUUUCUCUGCCAUGAGGACAGUGCUUCAGCCCAGAGCCCCUGGAGAGGCCCAGGCCACAGGGUUCGAGCUAGAAGGGACGCCAGUGGUCAUCUAA
Molecule: messenger RNA, 620 nt
Organism: Trichosurus vulpecula (common brushtail)
Lineage: Eukaryota; Metazoa; Chordata; Mammalia; Diprotodontia; Phalangeridae
Gene: TMEM61
Product: transmembrane protein 61
Source: RefSeq, a predicted model, not a curated record